Messenger RNA from Amblyraja radiata (thorny skate), 1569 nucleotides. RefSeq names its product tRNA aspartic acid methyltransferase 1 (gene trdmt1). Gene Ontology annotation, molecular function: methyltransferase activity. Gene Ontology annotation, cellular component: nucleus. The transcript has 11 exons. Lineage: Eukaryota; Metazoa; Chordata; Chondrichthyes; Rajiformes; Rajidae. The coding region runs from base 50 to 1240 and encodes 396 amino acids. The record is from RefSeq and is a predicted model, not a curated record.
GGGGGAAGAUCGAGGCGGUGGGGUUUCGCCUGGAGACCAGCCCGUUGCUAUGAUGGAGCGGCCCAGGGUGUUGGAGCUGUACAGUGGGGUUGGCGGCAUGCACUACGCGCUGACAGAAAGUUGCAUCGCUGCAGAAGUUGUUGCUGCAGUUGACAUCAAUACUGUUGCUAAUGAAGUUUAUAAACACAACUUUCCUAACACUUGCAUCUACCCCAAAAUAAUUGAAGGUAUGACAUUGGAUGAGUUCAACAAAUUAGACUUUGACAUGAUCUUGAUGAGUCCCCCUUGCCAGCCAUUCACAAGAUUAGGGACACAAAAAGAUGUUUUGGAUUCCAGGAUCAAGAGUUUUUUGUACAUCCUUGACUUACUGCCAAGUCUUACAAAGCUUCCUAAAUAUAUUCUUCUGGAAAAUGUGAAAGGAUUUGAAACUUCAGUAGCGAGAAAUAAAUUGUUACAAACACUGGAGAACUGCAGAUACUCUUACCAGGAAUUCCUUCUAUCUCCAACCUUGCUGGGCAUACCGAACUCAAGACUACGAUAUUUUCUCAUCGCCAAGCUCCAACCUGGUACAUUUUGCAUCCAAACUUCCAAUGAGGUAUUAGAACAAUUUCCAGACCUUGAUAGUAUGGAAGCCUCAGAUAUUUCCAGUUUUAGUCAAACGUUAUCUGCUGAUGAUAACAAUAUGGAAGGGAUUACCGCUGACUGUUGUGCUAAUGAAAUAAAAAAUGGGAGAGAUGAAACUGUGCUGUACAAAUUAGAGAAAAUAAGACAUGUGAAGCAGAAACAAAGUCAGGACAAUAAUUCAUCAACGCAGAUGAUCCAAGAUUUCUUGGAGGAGGGAUUGCAAGAUCCAAGCCCAUACUUUAUUUCAACAAAAUCUUUAUUGCGAUAUGCAUUGAUACUGGACAUCGUUGGACAGACUUGUAGAAGAUCAGUAUGUUUCACUAAAGGAUAUGGUAGUUACGUUGAAGGUACAGGUUCAGUGUUGAAGACUGCAUCGGAUGUGGAGCUUGCCUCAGUAUUCCAGUCAUUUGAAACACUGUCAGAGGAUGAAAAGUUGACUCAGCUGGCAAAAUUGAAACUACGGUAUUUCACCCCAAGAGAAGUAGCAAAUCUCCAUGGAUUUCCUCCAGAAUUUAGUUUUCCUGAGAAAAUUUCACUGAAACAAAGAUAUCGUCUGCUGGGAAACAGUCUCAACAUCCAUGUGGUAGCCAAGCUUAUUAAAUUGAUGGUUGAAUGAUGCUGAAAAUCCAUAAUUUAAAUGAUGUAUGGUAUAUAAAUAUAUAUAUAUAUCUAUCUUUAUUUCAACCAAUAAUAAAAGAUUAAAUGAAUACGUUUCAAACACAACAGGUCAUUGAUAUUAGUUUUAAAUUAAUUUGUUUAUGUUAAUAUCUUGGAACAGUUUUAUCAUCUGUUCCUAUUGCAGUGAAUCAUAGCUCAGUCUGAAUUAUUUACUGUAUAUUGAAUUAAGUGUCAUUUACCAUGUAUUGCGAUGUAAACUCUUGAAAAUAAUAUUUUGAUGUAUAUCACAAAUGAUGCCUGUUUCUAAUAAAUACAUUUUAAAACUGC